UUACAAAAGGUUGCUAUCAAGUGAAUAAAACCUUUUGAUUUUGAAUGAGACGACUGUCUGCUCAUCACUCAAGCAAGUUAAGGCUAUCUGGCACUACGCACAAUUGAUAAGUAUACUGCAGCAUCCAAGUCGUGAUUGAAAACCCGCAGUAAUCGAUUAGUCAAUCAGUUCUGCCACAAUGGCCGCUAGCGAUGAAGAACAACGUACGGUUGCUCGGUACGACAAUUAUCGCUUAUAUCGGGUUCAACUGGACACGGAACAGCAUGUGCAAAUUCUGCAGGAGUUGGAAGCAAAAAGCGAUAGCUGUACAUUCUACGGGCAUGCCCGGCAACCGGGCCAGCAGCUGACGAUUAUGGUAGCCGCAAAUAAGGUCGUGGACUUCGAUGACCUGCUCAUGCGUUUUGGUAUGAAAGGACAAGUGCUGGAGCACAAUAUUCAAUCUAAGAUUGACAGUGAAUCAAGAAAUAUUAAACCUCUUUCGGUUAGCACCGCAGAGUUUGACUGGAAUCAUUACUUCUACCUAGAGACCAUUUACGCGUGGAUGGAGGAUCUGGCCAAGAAGCAUGACUUCAUUACUGUACACAGUUUAGGGUCCACCUACGAAGGCUUACCUAUUAAGGGAGUCAAACUGUCCCGUAAGACAGGCAACAAAACCAUUUUCGUGGAAGGUGGUAUCCAUGCUCGAGAAUGGAUAUCACCAGCAACGGCAACGUUUAUUCUAAAUGAAUUAAUAACCUCUACCGAUCCUCGCAUUGUCGACCUAUCAACCAAUUAUAACUGGUUCAUCUUUCCGGUAGUCAAUCCAGAUGGUUAUAAAUUCACUUUUGAAGGCGACCGCCUAUGGCGGAAAAAUCGCAAACCAUACGGUUUGUGCCGUGGAGUCGACCUCAACCGAAACUUUGAUAGCAACUGGGGAGGAAUCGGCUCCAGUGAUGAUCCAUGUAGUUAUGAUUUUUCUGGUGAAGCUGCAUUUUCUGAGCCCGAAGCAGCGGCUCUAGCUGAUUUCAUUCGCAUGAAUACCGAAAAGGAACAGAUUCGAACGUACAUCGCUCUGCACUCUUACUCGCAGCUAUUAAUGUUCCCGUUUGGUCACACCGCAGAUAAAGUAUCCAAUUAUGAGCACCUGAGCAGCAUUACCGAGAAAGCAAUUACAGCUCUGACGGCGAUUCAUGGAACACACUUUCAGAGUGGCAGCAAGCACGAAACCAUCUACCCAUCCAGCGGAAGCAGCAUCGACUGGGCGUACCAGCAUGCAAAGAUUCCGAUUUCGCUAACGUUCGAACUGAGAGGUCCACCGGAUUCGACCGAUAUGUUCAUCCUGCCAGCGGAGCAAAUUACUCCUGUGGGACAGGAAACGAUGGCAGCAUUUGUGGCGAUCAUUUCCGAGGCGGCACGGUUGGGGUAUUAUGAUUGAUAGUUUAUAAUUUUACCCUGGUGUGUAUUUUGCAGUGAACACUGGAGAUUUAUUUGAAUUGAACUUUUCGGAUAGUUAGAGCGAACUAAUCUUAUCCACUUUUAUAAAAAGUAAAGCAAGUAACCUCAAAAAUAACACGAAAUAAAAAAAU
Messenger RNA from Sabethes cyaneus, 1565 nucleotides. RefSeq names its product zinc carboxypeptidase-like. The record is from RefSeq and is a predicted model, not a curated record. Gene Ontology annotation, molecular function: zinc ion binding; metallocarboxypeptidase activity. The coding region runs from base 179 to 1414 and encodes 411 amino acids. Lineage: Eukaryota; Metazoa; Arthropoda; Insecta; Diptera; Culicidae. The transcript has 3 exons. Gene Ontology annotation, biological process: proteolysis.